AUGACUGAAUCGCAUGGAAAUAGUGAGGCAUCGCAGGCCGGGAAGCCGUUGAACGAAGAUUCAACGCCACUGGCGUUGUCGGAGAACGCCGAGUCAUGGCCGCUUCACGACGCUGCUCGAGAUGGCAAGGCCUUGUUGGUGAAAUCGAUUCUGGCUGAGAACGGGAAAUUGGUGAAUUCAAAGGACCAGGACGGACGAACGCCUCUUUUUUGGGCCAUUUCGACAGGAGGUGCAGAAGUGACGUCGACCAUUCUCAAGUUCGUGCGUGAUACUAGACCGCGUGGAUUUGAUCUGGAAGAAGGCGACGAGGCUGGCUGGACGGUUGUUCAUAUUUCGGCAUCAACUGGCCAAUUGGAUGUUAUUAAACAAUUGGUUGAUAUAGCGAAAACGGUUUUUUCUGAUGACUUGGAUCUGGAUGUUCAGACCAAACGUGGUCAGACACCUCUGCAUUUUGCAGUAUCCAAAUCACAUAUCGACGUUGUGAAAUAUUUAUUAGAAAAAGGAGCCUCACCACGAACUAAAGAUGCUCUCAACCAAAACCCGCUUCAUCGAGCUGCUGCUGUGGGGUCUCUGCCAAUAGUCAAGCUGCUAAUCGCUGCUAAAACACCACUCAACGCCACCGACCGUUCGGGCUGGACACCACUUCAUCACGCUCUAGCCGAAGGCCACGGCGAUGUGGCCAUCGAACUCAUCAGUGCGGGAGCAGACCAAGACCGCGCCGACGCCGAGGGCCACACCCCCAUGGACGUGGUGGUCGACGACAAGGUCAAGAAGUACGUGCAAGUGGCGCUUUCUAAACAGCAUUAA
This is a messenger RNA of Sugiyamaella lignohabitans, 807 nucleotides long. It is a transcript of the gene NAS6, whose product is annotated as Nas6p. NCBI's taxonomy places the organism in Eukaryota, Fungi, Ascomycota, Dipodascomycetes, Dipodascales, Trichomonascaceae. The record is from RefSeq and is a predicted model, not a curated record. Gene Ontology annotation, molecular function: ubiquitin-protein transferase activity; protein binding. Gene Ontology annotation, biological process: protein ubiquitination. Gene Ontology annotation, cellular component: cytoplasm. Bases 1 to 807 code for a protein of 268 amino acids. The transcript has a single exon.